Messenger RNA from Closterium sp. Naga37s-1, 4299 nucleotides. The record is from the annotation of a GenBank genome assembly. NCBI's taxonomy places the organism in Eukaryota, Viridiplantae, Streptophyta, Zygnematophyceae, Desmidiales, Closteriaceae.
AUGCAGAAAGUAGUACACUCGUACUUGCUCGCGUUAGUCGUAUUGGGGUUAGCAAGCCACACCGUGGCGACGGAUUGGAGCAGCAUAGCGGCGAAGCUGGACCCCGGCGUGCAGAAACUCAGCUCAUGGCGGACCAAUGGCGACCCUUGCGGAAGCCCUACCUUUCAAGGAGUCACGUGCGACGGCCACCACCAGCCAGUUGCGUUGCAUUUGAACGGCCUGGGCCUGGCGGGCGAGAUUCCCGUGGAGAUCAAUCAGAUCGCGACGCUCACGUUUCUCGACCUGGGACGGAACACCCUCAGCGGAGUCAUCCCCGACAGCAUCAACAACAUCCUCAGCCUCCAGGUGCUGAACCUGUGCAACAACCGGCUGGGCGGGCGAAUCCCGGAGCUGAAUCUGGUGACGAAGCUCUUCUCGCUGGACCUCAGCCGCAACCAGCUCGGCGACGCCAUUCCCGCCUCCCUCGGCCUCCUCACCAAGCUCAAGGUACUUGAGCUCAACAACAACGAGCUCGCGGGUUCAAUUCCGGACGCCGUCGGCAAUCUGAAGCUGCUGCAGGACGUGUCGCUGGCGGAGAACCGCCUCACGGGCCGCGUGCCCAAGGGGCUCGACUACCUGCGCGCCAGCCGCACCGCCCAUUACAACUUCUCCGCCAAUGGCGCCGGCUUCUGCGGAACCGGAUUCACCGGCCUAACGGCCUGUCCGGGCGAUCCGCCUUACGUCCCGCUGCCCAAGCUGCCGCCAAAAACCCCCACACCCAGAAUUCCCGUCACACCCACACCCAAACCCAAGACUCCCGUUACACCCACUCCGCGGAUUCCCGUUGUACCCACUCCCAAGGUCGCUCCCAAGCCCAGGCUUCCAGUUACCCCCAAACUGCCGCCCAACAACCCCACAGUGCCUGGAGUAUCUCCCUCCCCCACCACCGUACCAAACACUCCCACCAUCCCUCCCCGCUCCGCCCAUCCCGCCCCGUCUAACUCCGCCACUCCCCUUCCGCGGAAUGCCUCCUCCCCCUCCCCGCCGUCCGCCUCGCCCGCGGACGAGUUCAUCCCGCUUAAGCCGGCGACUCCGCCGCCGUCGCCGCAACCCGCGACUGGCACCUCCUCCAUCUCCCUUUCCGCUUCCCUUCUGCCUUCCUUGCACUUCUCGCUCACAACACCCGCUUACCCUGCCUCCUCCCUUUCCUCCCAACCCCACUCCCGCACCCCUUCCCCCAACCUCACCCCCCCAACCCCCCUCUACACCCUACUCGCUGACUGCCGCCCUCAUCAGGCGAAUGACGGACUCAAGGAACCCGCCCUGUCCGUCGCCGCGGGCGGCGCCUGGGCGGCAAAGAAGCAGAAGCAGACAAAUCGUAUCGGCGCCAAGCCGCCCUCCUCCGUCGCCGCGUCUGUCGGCUCUCCCGGAGCGCGCUCCCUGGCCGUCGAUGUCGAGAUGGGCGGCGAGAUGAACGGCUGUCUGCCGUCCUCGCGCGAUCGCGUUGUGUUCCCCGCUGCCGCCUCGCCGACAGGCGGCGCGUCGCGCUCGGCGCCUGUAGCAGGACCGGCUGUAGCGGGAGCCGCAGCGGCGGCAGCGGGAGCGGCUGCUGUGGCCGCCACAGCCAGGCAAGCAUCGCGAGGACGUUCGGAGCGGAACGAGCGACAGGGUGGGACGCCGCCGAGGCGGUCACCCGGACCUGUGCAGCAGGCUCAGAAACCAGCGGCUUGGGAACAGCCUCAGGUGCAGGCUCGGGGGCCGGGGCAGAGCGGGUCGUUUGGCCGGCAGGAGGAUGAGUCAAGGGAUGGGAGCGACAGGGGCAGUGUUGCUGGAGGUGCAGGUGGUGCUGCGUCUGUUGCCUACUACGACAGUGCCUACUUGCCGCAGUCGAGUGACAAAGCGACGGCCUAUGGCAGUGCAAGCGUCGCUAGCGUGGUGCGCAGCAGCGCCACCACCCCCAGCCCUGUGAAGGCCCUCGGCGGGUGGGGCGCGCCGAGGGCCCAGCGUGCUGCUGUGGCUGAGUCGGUUGCAGCGAGAGAGGUCGAGAGGGAGGGCGGGAGAGAGAGGGGGAGGGAGAGUGAGAGUGAGAGCGAGAGUGAGGGUAUGGGGGGGUCACACUCAGUGGUGUCGUCGGUGGUGAGUAGGGACAGAGGGUGGGACGAUGCCAGCAAGGGGGGCUCUCUCGUGGGCGCCAGCGCUGCUCACACCCACAACAGCAGCAGUGGCGUGACUCGUGUGGUUGCGCCUGCUGCGCCUUCUGCUGCCACAUCUGCUGCCAAGCCUGCUGGAUCGCCUGCUGCAAAAGCUGCUGCGUCUGCUGCAGCGGCAGCAGCAGCAGCGGCGAGCAGGGGCCGUGUUGGGGGGCAGUCAGCAGCAGCAGUGUCUGCUACCACUGUUGCGUCUGGUGCGACCAGCGAUAGGGAUUCGGACACGGAGGAGAUUGAGAUGGAGGAGAGUGGGGGGUGCGGGAGAGUUGCUGUAGCGCCGGCUGUUACCAGCGCUGCAGCAGUGGGGAAGGGGAUUCUAGGGGACAGCCCCCGCAAGCCAGGGGCAGGAGCACAAAGGGCAGGAGCACCAGGGGCAGGUGGAAGUGGAGCAGGUGCAUCUGGUACAGGUGGUGCUGCUGGGGCAGGCUCAUCUGGCGUGCGGGUGGGGGAGGAGGAGGAGGAGAGCAGCGUUACCAGUGAUGAUAGCGAGAGCGAUUAUGCAAGAGAAGCUAAACAGCCCAUAGCAAGCACUAGAACGCCAGCAGCAGCAGCAGCAGCAGCAGCAGCGGGCGCAGCAGGAGGAGCAGCGGUAUCGCCUGCUAUUCCCCGGGGCUGGGCCGGGGCAUCGGCUGCCACUGUUGCUGCAGCAGCUGCUGCUAUCUCGCCCUCACGUGCUGCUCCUGCUGGUGCGUUCCCUGGCAGAAACAGUGGCAGGGGAGACGGACUCGAAGGAGAGAGGACGGAUGGAGAUACGUCAGACACGUCAGCAGAUGGUGACGAGGCAGCAGGGCACGGUUUGGAGCGGUACUUCACGGUUGCUGAGCUGGCGCUGGCGACGAACGACUUCGGGCGGCAGAGUGAGCGCAGCGUGCUGGGCAGCGGGCGGCACGGCACUGUUUACCGCACGCGGUUACCCGAGGGGACCACAGUGGCUGUGAAACGACUGAGUGACAAAAAUCUAGAGCAAUCCCCCCGCGAGUUCAAGUUCGAAAUAGACUCGCUAGCGCAGGCCAAGCACCCGAACCUAGCAGCGGUGCUGGGGUGCUGUGUGGAGGGCGAGGAGCGCAUGCUGGUGUACGAGUACCUGCCCAACGGCUCCCUGGACGCCUGGCUCUACCAGACGCUGCUGGGGGGUCCGCGGAUACACUGGACUGGCCCAUGCGCAUGCACGUGGCCAUCGGGGUGUGCCAAAGGUCUCGCCCACCUGCAUGGCGGCAUGGCAGUGAAGGUGGUGCAUCGCGAUGUGAAGGCGUCAAACGUGCUGCUGGAUGCGCAGUGGAACGCCAAGCUGGGGGACUUUGCUCUCGCCAAGGCCAUGGGGAGGGAUCAAGGGCACGUGGGCACGCGAGUCAUGGGCACGUUUGGCUACGUGGCGCCAGAGUACAUGAACACAGGGCUGCUGACAGAGCGCAGUGACGUGUACAGCUUCGGCGUGCUGCUGCUCGAACUCAUCUCCGGCCGCCCGCCCAUCGACAACGAGGCUCCUUCCGACCAGGUUGACUUGGUGCGGUGGGUGCGAGCCAAGGCAGCAGAGGAGCGCCUGUUAGAGGUCCUAGACCCACGGCUGCAGGGCACGGUGCAGGCAGACGACGUGGAGUACGCCCUGGGAGUGGCGCUGCGAUGCGUUGAGCCCAACGCCCUCAAGCGCCCCAAGAUGCCUCAGAUCGUUCACAUGCUGGAGAGCAAGGACCCCAAGAAGAGGGACGACUGGGUGGCGAGGAGGCCCAGCCCAUCCAGUGCGCGCUCCCUCGCCUACGACCCCUCCCCCCGCGCCUCCUUCCGCCACUGCGACUCCUCCCCCCGCACGCACCCCCCGCGCGACUCCUCCCCCCACACCGCCAUCCGAGAGCCCUCCCCCCGCGCCCCUUACUUCCGAGACCCCAGCCCCCGCGGGUACCCUGCUGCUGCCUCUCUUCCCGGAAGGUCUGGUGGGUACGGCAGUGGUGGGGGAGGGGGAGGGGGUGCUGCUGCUUGGCUCGGCAAGGGCUCCCGAGGCAUACCGAGCCAGCAGCAGCAGCCCAAGGCAGUACGGGAUGCCAGGCUCGGCGAGGGCUGCCGAGCCGUACCGAACCAGCAGCAGCCCGAGGAUAGGCGGCUCGCCGAGCGUGAAUAA